Molecule: messenger RNA, 995 nt
Organism: Maniola jurtina (meadow brown)
Lineage: Eukaryota; Metazoa; Arthropoda; Insecta; Lepidoptera; Nymphalidae
Gene: Psf2
Product: probable DNA replication complex GINS protein PSF2
Exons: 3
Coding region: 92-679 (195 amino acids)
Biological process (GO): double-strand break repair via break-induced replication; DNA replication
Cellular component (GO): GINS complex; nucleus
Source: RefSeq, a predicted model, not a curated record
UUUGUUUUGAUUGUGAAUUUAACUUUGAUAAUUUUUUUUUUCAGGUUUACUUUAGCAAUUUUGCAAAGCUUUAUUUUUUAUUAACUUUGCUAUGGAUCCAUACGAAAUCGAGUUCAUAGGCGAGAACAGAAUAGUAAGCAUAAUACCAAACUUUUCGAACGACAAAAUAUUUCUGAUUUGCGGUGAAUUUGGACCGUUCCGAGCUGGUCUGCCCAUGAACGUGCCGCUCUGGCUGGCUGUGAUGCUGAAGCAGAAGCAGAAAUGCCGAUUGGUUCCACCAGACUGGAUGGAUAUGGAUGUUUUGGAGAAUAUCAAAGAGGAAGAGAAGAGAUCGAGGUUCUUCACAAAAAUGCCAAACGAACACUACAUGGUGGAAGCCAAGUUGAUCCUAGGCACAGCGUCCGAGGACAUUCCCCGUGCCGCGGAGAUCAAAACUAUUAUCAAGGACAUUUGGGACAUCCGCAUGUCCAAGUUGAGGACUUCCAUGGAUGCUCUCAUGAAAUCUGGUGGUUCUUAUGGUAGACUUGAUCACUUGACCAUGAUGGAGAUUAAUUCAGUGAAGCCUAUACUGCCAGCGGCUAUGGAUGAGCUUUAUAGGAUCAAAAAGAUGACCAGAAAACAGGCACCCAACUUGAACACCUCUAUCUUCAGCCAGUCGGGAAGCUCACAGAAUAUCUGAUCAUAGAUUCAAAAAUAACUACAAUGGUUUAUUUGGAUAAUUCAACUCACAACACCAUAAGGCUGAGUGGUCCAUGCCAAGUAAAAUAGUUGUUUUGAUGGUUUUUCUAAGGUGCAUCCACAUAUUAUAUUGCUGGGUUCUGUUCUUGUACAUGUCUAGAUGCACUAGGAAAGGUUAGUUGCUAUUUUUUUCAUAAAAGAUAAACAAAAAGUUGAAUAGUCUAAUAACUAGAUGUAAAAUCACUUGUGAUACUGUGAUUUAUAAGUUAGCUAGGUUUUAAUAAAGUAUUUUUGAUUAAAGUGUUUGCCUUUGUUUA